Molecule: messenger RNA, 1548 nt
Organism: Microstroma glucosiphilum
Lineage: Eukaryota; Fungi; Basidiomycota; Exobasidiomycetes; Microstromatales; Microstromataceae
Exons: 2
Coding region: 107-1309 (400 amino acids)
Biological process (GO): Golgi to plasma membrane protein transport; protein localization to Golgi apparatus; Golgi to endosome transport
Cellular component (GO): Golgi membrane; trans-Golgi network
Source: RefSeq, a predicted model, not a curated record
CAACUCCCACCGGGACCAUAACCACCACCGAUACCAUCCAUACAGAGCAGAGACUGGGGCGCUCAGGGGCAAGCACAUCACACCCUCAGCGCAAGUGACGCCUGCGAUGCCCAGCCUCAACCCCACAUCGUCCUUCCAAUCGCCCAUAAGCGGGACAGACUCUCUCUCCACCCUCUACCAGAUCCUCUCCCUGCUCAGUCUCCACUACCUCACCCUCUCCAUCUUCACACCACCCUUCCUCUCCGCCCUCUCCUCGACUCCAGCAUCCACACUCACAUUCGAUUCACCACUCAAUUUCGAAGGUGGGGCAGCUCAAGUGGGGAUGGUCCUCGAUUGGAGGGAGGUCUCUUCGCGAACCACAUUCGAUUGGUCUCCCCUCGGCGAGGAUUUCUUGAGUUGGAGGAAAGGAUUGACUAAAGAGCAACUGCUGGAAGGAUUGGACGAAGGAGAUCGAAUCGUAGCGCAGCACUGGAAGAUGGGCAGCGUCUGGCUAGGAGAUGUCGCUGGCGCCGGUGGCCCCCCUCCAGUGCUCAUCGAUGCACCGCGGGUAAUACGCCAGGGGAGCAGUGCGGCAGCUCAGCAGGCCAUCAGCGGCGAGACGGCUCAGGAGAUCAAAGAUGAGCUGGGUAGUUCGGGUGGGUCAGAGGCGGAGAGCGAUUUACAGCAGUGGGAAUGGAAGGCGACGAGGGAUCCUUGGAGGGGGUGGGCAAUCGCAAUGGCUUGGGCAUUGGCCUGCGCAGUCGACGUCUUCCUCCUCACAACAAUCAUCCGUCGCCCCAAGCACAUCCUAGAUCACGUCUUUACCCUGCAUCUCCUCAACCUCCUCCUAACCUCCUGGUACACCUCAUCCAUCCCCACCUCUCUCUUCUGGUGGGGCGUAAUGCUCCUACAUGGCGUCUGUUGUGUGCUUUGGAGCGAGAGGGUGGCCAUUGGGAGAGAGAUGAACGUGAGCGUUGGGGAGGGAUUAGUGGGUAGUGGAAGAGCCGGAGCGGGUGCGGGUGGGGAUGGACCUGGUGAUGCGGGGGCUGCAGAACAAGGCGAGAGUGGGAGUGGAAGUGCGGGGGCUCCACACGUCCUCUUUGAUGAAGAGACCGAGGAUGUAGAAGAGGAAGAGGCACGAGAGACGGAUGGGAUGCUCAAGAAACCCACAAUGGGCGCUUUUGCUCCUGGUGGAGGGCGGAGCAGUCCUUUUGGCGGGAGAGGCAGAGGGAGUGGGAGACAGACACCUACAGUCGGUGGUAGAGAGGCAGAGGGAGAAUUCAUCGAGAUGGAUAAGAUGCGCUCCUCUGGCCCUGCUCCUGGCACUUGAUCGACGAACACUAUGUAAAGGGAAAUGGUAUACCGGUAUCAACGAAGUAGUGUGCGUGGUCAAGACUCGGAACAGUGACAUGAAAGAAUGUCCUCUGUAGGAAAUGCAUAAGAUGGUAUCAUUGUUAAGGUAAAAAAGGUACAAGAGAGGAACAGCCUCCAGAUAUUGCCGGUCGGAACAGGGUGGCUCGAAGGUUGAUGGGAGGCAAGGGGCGGUGGCCGUGUAGACCAAUGCAGGAG